AUGGCACGCACCAAGCAGACAGCACGCAAGUCGACCGGCGGCAAGGCGCCUCGCAAGCAGCUCGCCACCAAGGCGGCGCGCAAGUCGGCCCCCGCCACCGGCGGCGUCAAGAAGCCGCACCGCUACCGCCCGGGCACCGUCGCGCUCCGCGAGAUCCGCCGCUACCAGAAGUCGACGGAGCUCCUGAUCCGCAAGCUGCCCUUCCAGCGCCUGGUGCGCGAGAUCGCGCAGGACUUCAAGACCGACCUGCGCUUCCAGUCGUCGGCCGUCGUCGCGCUCCAGGAGGCGUCCGAGGCCUACCUCGUCGGCCUCUUCGAGGACACCAACCUGUGCGCCAUCCACGCCAAGCGCGUCACCAUCAUGCCCAAGGACAUCCAGCUGGCCCGCCGCAUCCGCGGAGAGCGCGCGCCGGCGCAGGUCGCGCCGCCUGGCCACAGCCUGCAGCACAGCCUGCUCGACGACGGCGCGUGGGAGGAGCGCGUGGUGCGCGACCUCGUCCCGGACCAGCGCGGCCUCAUCGUCGCGGUCGACCACUUCCUGUCGCCCGACGAGUGCUGGGCCCUCGUGACGGCGGCGAGCUCGAUCGGGCUGCAGCCUCCGCGGCCAGACGACCUGCGGCCGAAGAAGGGCGAGGCCUUCCUGUGCCGCGAGACGCUCGCGCUGGUGGACCAGCCGCUCGCCGCGCGGCUGUGGCGCCGGCUCCUCCCGCUCCUGCCUCCCCUCGACGGCCGUUCGCCGGUCGGGCUGCACGGAGACGUGCACGGCGCGGGCGGCGCGUCGCUGCUCAAGUUCUACCGCUACCGCCGCGGCCACUCGUUCGGGCUGCACGUCGACACCAGCCACAAGGGCGGCGGGCCGGGCGAGGAGACCGAGUUCACUCUGCUCGUCUACCUCAACACGCAGGGAGAGGCGGUGGCCGGCGAGGCGGCCGGCGAGGAGGCGCAGCAGCCGCUCGUGGGCGGCGACACGGUCUUCAUGCGGACGGCGAAGGCGGAGCUCUGCCGCGUGAGCCCGCGCGCGGGGGUGGCGCUGCUGCACGCGCACGGCCGCCGCUGCUGCAUGCACGAGGCGGAGGAGGUGAGGCGCGGCGUCAAGUGGGUGCUCCGCGCGGACGUCCUCUACCGCAGGGUGGACGCCGCCGCGCCGCCGCCCGGGGCGCCCCUCGCCGCUGGGGCCGGGGCCGGCGGCGGACGGCGGAGAGGGAAGGCCGGUCGGCCGGUGACGCCGUGUGAGAGCUGAGGGAGAAUAGAGUGUGAGGGAGAGACUCACAUUGUUAGUUACGAAUAGAAUCAUGAGGAACCC
Molecule: messenger RNA, 1302 nt
Organism: Emiliania huxleyi CCMP1516
Lineage: Eukaryota; Haptophyta; Isochrysidales; Noelaerhabdaceae
Exons: 2
Coding region: 1-1239 (412 amino acids)
Cellular component (GO): nucleosome
Molecular function (GO): L-ascorbic acid binding; structural constituent of chromatin; oxidoreductase activity, acting on paired donors, with incorporation or reduction of molecular oxygen
Source: RefSeq, a predicted model, not a curated record